GCGCAGGCCUUGGAUGGCGCCAUGAGUAGCUUUGGCGGGAGGAUGCGGGAAUACCCGCACCUCUCCAUAGACUGCUUCGACCGGGAGAAUCUGCGGGCCCGGGCCUACUUCCUUUCCCACUGCCAUAAGGAUCACAUGAAAGGACUGAGAGCCCCUUCCAUGAAAAGAAGACUAGCAUGCAGCCUGACAGUUCGUCUGUACUGUUCCCCAGUGACAAAGGAGUUGCUACUGACUAAUCCACGAUAUAAAUUUUGGGAGAAUCACAUUGUUGCCCUUGAAGUUGAAACGCCAACACAGAUUUCUCUAGUGGAGGAAGCAUCUGGCGAGAAAGAAGAUAUAGUUGUAACGCUUCUGCCAGCUGGCCACUGCCCAGGAUCAGUCAUGUUUCUGUUCCAAGGAGAAAACGGCACUGUGCUGUACACUGGGGAUUUCAGACUUGCGAAAGGAGAAGUGGCCAGAAUGGAACUUCUGCAUUCGGGGAGCAGAGUGAAAGACAUCCAGAGUGUGUAUUUAGAUACCACUUUCUGCGACCCCAAAUUUUAUCAGAUACCAAGCAGGGAAGAAUGUAUGAAGGGUAUGUUAGAGUUAGUACGGAGCUGGAUCUCCCAAAGUCCCUAUCAUGUGAUAUGGCUGAACUGCAAAGCAGCUUACGGAUAUGAGUAUUUAUUCACAAAUCUCAGCGAGGAGCUUGGAGUCAAGGUGCAUGUGAACAAACUGGACAUGUUUAACAACAUGCCAGAAAUCCUCUACCACAUCACUUCAAAUCGGCACACCCAGAUCCAUGCAUGUCGCCAUCCAAGGGAUGAUGAAUUCUUCCGGGGAAACAGAUUGCCUUGCGGAAUGACAUCUCAGAACGGGAGACAAUUGCAAAUCAUUAGCGUCAAGCCAUCCACAAUGUGGUUUGGAGAAAGGUCAAGGAAAACCAAUGUAAUAGUGAGGACAGGGGAGAGUUCGUACAGAGCUUGCUUUUCGUUUCACUCUUCAUAUAGUGAGAUCCAGGAUUUCUUGAAGUAUAUUUGCCCAGUGAAUGCGUAUGCUAACGUAAUUCCAGUGGGUAUGACAGAGGACAGAGUUCUGGAAAUCUUAAAGCCAUUCUGCAGAAUGUACACCAAAAAUAACGUGCCACAGUAUAAACCGCUCGGAGCACUGAAGAGGGCGAGAGUCUUGGACCUAACAGGUACAGAUGGUGAUGGUGACGAUCUCUUCGAUACCGAAUUAUUCCCUGUAAAAUGCAAGAUUCCAAAAUCGUUGCCAGAGACUACACCCUCUGAGAAUAAACCUCUUCCUGAAAACCAUCAAGACAGUAACAAAACAAGUUGUUAUCAGGCAUCUUCUAUGUCUACCUCCUGGAGAUUAGAUUUCGUGGAGUGUGAAGAAUCCAAUGGUGAGGAUGACGAUGAGGAAGAAGAAUCUGAGAAAGAGAUGGUUCUAUCUGAAAUUCUGCCACUCACAGCAGACUCCACCGCUGUGUUGCAAAAUCCAGGACUGGUCCAUUCAGAGCCCACUUGCAAGCAAAAAGGGGACCAGCAGCAGUGUAAUUUGGAAGUGCCAAAGUGGGCUGCCUUCUUUAAGUGUAGUAUGGAAGAUGCUGAUACCUCCGAACAGGAGGACGGCGUUCCACCCCCCACAGAUUCAAGUGAGCCCCAUUCUCCCAGCCUUUUCAGUGACAAUGAGGACUUCAGUGACUCCACUCACAUCUCCUCCCAGAACUCUUCUCAGUCAACACACAUAUCUGAACAAGGCAGCCAAGGGCUGGACAGCCAGGCGGAUACCAUGGUCAUUUCCUCACAAGAGCGAAGGAAUCUCGAGCUCAGCCCUUUCAAGAGGGGAAUGGACAGGGCAAUGUUCUACACGUCUCGCCUCCCUAUUGGAGAAAGCAAAAUGGACUCGCAAAGCAGCAAGCCUGGGGAUCAUGGCGUACAUUCUACGAACAGUGCUCACUCUGAAUGCAAAGUCAAGGCCCAGGAAGGGAGCAGAGCAGCACUUACUCAGACACAGUCCGCACUUGAGAGGAGCAACGAAGAAGAAGAAGAGAGAUCUCGGAUACUCAAUCCUGAGGCCCAGCUAGACUCUCAGAGCUCUUCUGAUUUUGAAAUCCCCUCUACCCCGGAGGCAGAGAUCCCUAAAGCAGACCAACUCCGCAGCCUGUAUAAAAAGCUGGCAGCAGGGGAAAAUCUGUCCUGAUUGGGAAACAACCUCUCUGAAUAACUUAAGCUAACUGUUGACCCGUGUACAAUUUGAGUUAGUGCCUUUGAAACCCCUGGCUACUUUCUGUGCCCUUCCAUCUUGCAUACAAAGUCACUCACUCCUUGAUUUUUGUUUUGUAAUUAUCAUUUGAAAUGCGUAGAAUAUUUUUCCCCUUAUUUAACAGGAGUGCACUGCAUUCACCUAUUAAAAAACAUUUUAAGAG
Molecule: messenger RNA, 2410 nt
Organism: Elgaria multicarinata webbii
Lineage: Eukaryota; Metazoa; Chordata; Lepidosauria; Squamata; Anguidae
Gene: DCLRE1C
Product: DNA cross-link repair 1C
Exons: 14
Coding region: 22-2184 (720 amino acids)
Biological process (GO): telomere maintenance; double-strand break repair via nonhomologous end joining; interstrand cross-link repair
Molecular function (GO): damaged DNA binding; 5'-3' DNA exonuclease activity
Source: RefSeq, a predicted model, not a curated record